GAUCUGCUCCUCCUACCAUAUAACAAUUCACCUUCACAGAAGCUCCUCCUCCAGAAGAUCAGCAAUGAAUGCUGGAACAUUUGCCCAUUUGUCUACAAUUAAAGAAAGCAUUUAUAAAGGAGACUGAGAAUAUGAGUGAUCCAGGACUCUGCAGAAUAAAACAUGAAGAUACUGAAGAACAAAGAGACUUGAUCAAAGAGAAUGAGACCGAAGACCUGAGUGAAGCAGAGGAGAAACCUGUCAAGACUUUGAGACACUCACAGGCUGAGAAAAUGUUUUCCCUGAAAAGAUCCAAAAAAUCUUUAACCUGCCUUCAUUGUGGGAAGAGUUUCACGCGUAAAGGAAACCUUAAUGAACACAUGAAUAUUCACACUGGAGAGAAACCACACACAUGUGAUCAGUGUGGGAUGAGUUUCAGACAUAAAAGAAACCUUAAUGAUCACAUGAAUAUCCACACUGGAGAAAAGCCACACACAUGUGAUCAGUGCGGGAAGAGUUUUGCCCGUUCUAGGUAUUUUAAAUCCCAUAUGCUCUCUCAUUCUGGAGAAAGACCAUAUAACUGUGAGCAGUGUGGUAAAAACUUUUCUCUGGCAAAUUCCCUGAAGAACCACCUGAUCGUUCAUUCAGAGGUGAAGCCUCACCUGUGUUCUUUGUGUGGAAAGAGUUAUAGUCAGCUGGGCUUUUUAACACAGCACCAGAAAAGACACAGCGGUGUGAAGGAUCAUUUGUGCUGUUAUUGCGGGAAGACUUUUAUUACAAAUAAAGAAUUAAAACAGCACCAGAAGAUCCACACUGGAGAAAAACCUUACAGGUGUUCACACUGUGACAAGAGAUUCAAUCGUCCGGGAAUCUUGAAAUCACACGAGAGGAUCCACACUGGAGAGAAGCCGUUUCACUGCCAUCCAUGUGGGAAAAGUUUCACUCAUUGUAGUUCUCUGCAGAAUCAUAAAAAAAACAAAUGUCUGAAAUAAAGCUGAAUUUAUGUCUCCCAAGUUCUUGAAUCGGCUUUUUCGACAAUAUUUCCAAGGCUUUGGUCAUCCCUGCUGCUUGUGCACCUUUUCUUACCACACUUUUUCCUUCCAGUCAACUUUCUAUGAAUAUAUUUUGAUACAGCACUCUGUGAACAGCCAGCUCUUUCAGCAAUGACCUUCUGUGUUGAUGAUUGUCUUCUGGACAACUGUC
Messenger RNA from Carassius carassius (crucian carp), 1182 nucleotides. RefSeq names its product gastrula zinc finger protein XlCGF8.2DB-like. Gene Ontology annotation, biological process: regulation of DNA-templated transcription. Lineage: Eukaryota; Metazoa; Chordata; Actinopteri; Cypriniformes; Cyprinidae. The record is from RefSeq and is a predicted model, not a curated record. The transcript has 3 exons. The coding region runs from base 69 to 971 and encodes 300 amino acids. Gene Ontology annotation, molecular function: RNA polymerase II cis-regulatory region sequence-specific DNA binding; DNA-binding transcription factor activity, RNA polymerase II-specific.